AGCCAUUGAAUUCAACACCUACACAGCAAGCUUUAAAACUGAAAUUGGCUCCAGUUCUUGAUCAAGAAUCAUGGGUGCUGGUGGCCGUUCCAAUCCUCGUGAUCUAGAUGUUAAGAAAUCUGGUGCUGAAGGUAUCAAAAGAGCCCCAGUUUCAAAACCUCCGUUUUCAUUAGCAGAUAUCAAGAAAGCCAUACCACCCCAUUGUUUCGAAAGAUCUCUGAUUCGAUCCUUUUCGUAUCUUAUAUACGACCUCACUGCGGUCUCGAUUUUCUACUAUCUUGCCACAACUUAUAUCCCGCAGCUCCCCCACCCUCUUUCUUAUGUUGCCUGGCCAGUUUACUGGUUUCUUCAAGGUUGUGUGUUCAUGGGGAUUUGGCUUAUUGCUCAUGAAUGUGGUCACCAUGCUUUCAGUGAUCAUGUGUGGCUGGAGGAUUCAGUAGGGUUUGUUUUACAUUCUUGCCUUUUAACCCCUUAUUUCUCAUGGAAAAUAAGCCACCGUCGUCACCAUGCCAACACUGGUUCUCUUGAGCAUGAUGAGGUUUAUGUCCCAAAAACAAGAUCAAAACUUGGUGCCUCGGCAUUUUACUUGGACAACCCUAUUGGUCGAACCCUAACCCUGCUUGUUAAACUCACUCUUGGAUGGUAUAUCUACUUGGCCAUCAACGCUGCCGGAAGACCUUAUGAAAAAUUUGCGAGCCAUUAUGACCCUAGAAGUGAGAUGUUUUCCGACAGCGAGCGAGUUUUGAUCCUGAUGUCUGAUAUCGGACUCAUAAGCUUUUCUUUCUUGCUGUACAAAGUGGCGAUGAUUCAAGGGUUUGCUUGGGUGUUCUGUGUGUACGGAGGUGCGUUGAUGGUGAUGAACGCCUUUCUUGUGACAAUCACAUACCUUCACCACACUCACCCUUCUUUGCCUCACUACGAUGAUUCGGAAUGGAACUGGAUGAAAGGUGCGUUCGCCACCGUUGAUAGGGAUUAUGGAGUUCUAAACAAGGUGUUCCACAACAUCACUGACACCCAUGUUUUACACCAUCUGUUCUCAUACAUUCCUCAUUAUCAUGCCAUGGAAGCCACAAAGGCUAUCAGACCGGUUUUGGGAGAGUUCUAUCAAAUCGAUAGAACUCCAUUUUUCGUGGCGUUAUGGAGAGAAUCAAAGAACUGUUUGUUCAUUGAGGCUGAUGAAAGUGAUGAGAAGAACAAAGGUAUCUACUGGUACAGAGGUAAGUACUGAACAAGAAGUAAAAGAAGGGAAAUUGUUAUUACUAUUCCAUCAAAUUAGGAUCCUGUAAUAUAUAUUUCUACCUGGUUUCCUUCUUUCACAACGAUGUACUUUCAUCUACUGGCGUUCAUCAAUAAAAGUAUUAGUCUACAGUAUGGUGGCAUCUGGUGUGGCUAGUUUCAAGUCACACCAUUCAAA
Messenger RNA from Cynara cardunculus var. scolymus (artichoke), 1414 nucleotides. RefSeq names its product delta(12)-fatty-acid desaturase FAD2-like. The coding region runs from base 71 to 1228 and encodes 385 amino acids. The transcript has a single exon. Gene Ontology annotation, molecular function: oxidoreductase activity, acting on paired donors, with oxidation of a pair of donors resulting in the reduction of molecular oxygen to two molecules of water. NCBI's taxonomy places the organism in Eukaryota, Viridiplantae, Streptophyta, Magnoliopsida, Asterales, Asteraceae. Gene Ontology annotation, biological process: lipid metabolic process. The record is from RefSeq and is a predicted model, not a curated record.